This is a messenger RNA of Synchytrium microbalum, 3180 nucleotides long. RefSeq lists its product as uncharacterized. Lineage: Eukaryota; Fungi; Chytridiomycota; Chytridiomycetes; Synchytriales; Synchytriaceae. The record is from RefSeq and is a predicted model, not a curated record. Gene Ontology annotation, molecular function: protein kinase activity; ATP binding. Gene Ontology annotation, biological process: regulation of mRNA processing; spliceosomal complex assembly; protein phosphorylation. The transcript has 10 exons. Bases 1 to 3180 code for a protein of 1059 amino acids.
AUGAGUACCUCGAGUCAAUCCUCAUCUCAGAAGCGCAAGAAAUCCACUGGUGGCAAGUCCAAUCGAGACGGGUCGAAGGAACAUGAUGAUGUUGCCAGUGAGGAGCUACUAAAGGACGGAGACGAGGACGAUGAAGGAUCCGAGAUCUCUGAAGAAGAAGAAGAUGCUGAAGACUAUUGUAAAGGUGGUUAUCAUCCAGUAAAGAUUGGAGAUGUAUUUAGCGAUGGAAGAUAUUUAGUAGUACGCAAGUUGGGAUGGGGUCAUUUCUCAACUGUGUGGUUGGCUCUCGACAAAAAGAUGAAACGACCAGCAGCUCUCAAGAUUGUAAAGUCGGCCCCUCAUUAUACAGAAACCGCAUUGGACGAAAUCAAAUUGUUGGACAAAGUCGUUACGGCCAAUCCUACUGCUACAGGAAGAAGGGCUGUGGUAGAGCUGUAUGACUGGUAUAAACACAAAGGACCUCAUGGAGUUCAUGUCUGCAUGGCGUUUGAAGUACUGGGCCCAAAUUUACUCACCCUCAUUCGGCAAUACCACCAUCGCGGUAUCCCCCUAUCUAUAGUCAAACGAAUAACGAAACAAGUUCUAAUGGGUCUAGACUAUCUACAUCGAGAAUGUGGUAUAAUACAUACCGACCUCAAACCAGAAAAUGUAUUGCUGUGCGUCAAUGUCAAGGAAACCAUGAAUCGGCUAGGAGUUAGCGACGACUCCUAUGUUGACGAAGAUAAAAUGGAUACCGAUGAUGCUGCUAGAAGUUCACCAAAAGGCUCCAACGAUAAUCUUACUGCAAAGCAGAAGAAGAAGGCCAAAUAUAGGGCCAAGAAGAAGGGUUUAAAAGCGGCAGCACAAGGAAGCAAUGACGAUGUUGAUAUGCAACCCCCACGAGCAUCACCACAAUCUACAGAUGCCAAUGAGCUGAAUUCGUCAAUAUCAUAUGGCAAACGAAUGUCGGAUCCAUACGCUCGUGAUGCUUCGAUGGAACCAGCACACCAUACGAAUCCGCUAACGCCGCCAUCCACUGACGUGCUCAUGGAAGAAGCAGAGCCAGAAGGAUCCGCUGUACCAGAAACGGUGUCAGAAACUCUGGUAUCAACCAACGACACAGAAUCAGUACCAGUGUCAAUAUCAACAAUAGUAGUAACAGAACCAGAACAACAAGUAGAAGAGGAGGAGGAGGAAGUGAGGGGAUAUGGGAAAUCCAUGUUUGAUAUUGAGUACCGAACAGAUGUUGGAGAGACAAAGCUCACACCGACUAGCAGCAAUAGUGGACUGGAAAGCAGAUCAACCAAUCAUAUAAAUGGAUCCGCACUUAAUCCCGCCAUCUCUACAAUAACAACUACUGAUGUCAUAAGAUCCAAAUCCACCGAAGCACUGGGUCGAGACCUGUCUGAUAUAUCAUUGAAGGAUCAGGACAAGGCAAAGGCUCUAGCAUCCAGGCAAGAUGCCGCAUCUUCGUCUGAUACAUCCUCAUCUAUUGGUAAACCUCCUAGUGGCGCUCUUAGUAGUGCUGCUCCUGUAACAGACACACAAACAAAAGCUCGAAAGCGACUAGAAGAACAAAGGCCGGCCAAAAACAAGUCUAUAGAUGACAUUGAUACGACUAGUAGUGGUACUAGUGGUAGAGAGGCCAAGAAAUCUUCAGCCGCCAAUUCUAGCAUACCAUCGGCAGAUUCAGAUCGUAAACGCCGGAAACGAGAUGAGGCUAGAGACAAGAGAAGAUUACAGGAUGAAAAGAUAAAAGUAAAAAUAGCAGAUCUUGGAAAUGCUUGUUGGGUGGAUCAUCAUUUUACCAAUGAUAUUCAAACUCGACAGUAUCGUGCUCCUGAAGCAAUCCUUGGGGCCAAAUAUGAUUCUAGUGCGGAUAUGUGGAGUUUGGGGUGUAUGGUGUUUGAGCUCUUGACGGGCGAUUACAUGUUUGAUCCUCAGGCUGGAUCUAGAUAUACAAAGGACGAUGAUCAUAUGGCUCAAAUUGUGGAAUUGCUAGGCCAUUUUCCAAAGUCUCUAGCCCUGUCUGGAAAGUAUAGUAAUGACAUCUUCAACAGAAGAGGCGAGUUAAGGCAUAUUCAUAAACUUCGGUAUUGGAAGUUAUCAGAUGUCUUGCAUGAAAAGUACCACUUUUCAAGAGAAGAGGCUGAGGGCAUAUCAGACUUUAUUCUGCCCAUGAUCGAAAUAAAUCCUGAAAAGAGGGCCACUGCACAGACAAUGCUGAAAUCCCUAUGGGUUUCUAAUGUCAUUAUCGAAGAUGCUGAACCACCUCAUAUUCACUCAUCAGUAUCUCGCCGUCAUCCUCAGGUCAAGAAUGAAGCCAUAGACGACAAUGACCAAGAUGACGACGAAGACGACGAUGAUGAUGAUGACGAGGACGAUGAUCAGGACGAUGACGACGAAGUACGAGAAGACGAAGAUGGUCGGGACGACGAUGACGACCGUGACCAAGAGGAAGGAGACGAAAGCCAUUCUAGAAGCACCUCUCUAAGUAAUAGUACACCCACAAUCAAUGUCGAUGCAGCAUCUAUAGCAUCCACUAGUUCGUUAAACGCCAAGCCAGUGGAUGGACAUGAACGAGAGACUGACACACACGGUAUUGGUUUCUCUGCCAACCUUAAUGAUUAUGGGAGACGAGAAUCUAGACACGAGAGUAUCGUUGCUCCUUCGUCCAGAGGAGAGUCGACUGAUGAUGUGCCCAUGACUGUUGGAAGUGGUGGUGGUAGCAGAUCGCCAACGUCGUUACCAUUAGGACCUGGCAUUACGUCUUCUAUAACUCAAGCGACUGCAGGCGGCACACUUCUCAAUUUUACAGUAGCCCAGGAACACAUCACUACUACCACUACCACAUCACCAGCAACACCACCGCUGAUUACUCCAACCUCAAAGCUUCCGACUUUUAGUAAUGAAGAUGUUAGUGCUAGUAACAUUGUCACAACUACAACCGACGCAACCACUUCAACAACAGCAGAGACUCCGGGUUCGUCCAAAAGGAAGCACCCAGACUCUGUCGACGACGUAUCACCAGACACUGAUAAAGGCAAAAGACCAGCUGUAGAAUCAGAAAACUCAACAGCACCACCAUCACAAUCGGUGUCCUCCUCACUAGACGAACUGCCAUUUAGACCUGAUAUAGCACCUGAGAACUCAGAACAGCAUAUUGUUGAGUACUCGGACUCUCAGAAGAAUAAAACAUGA